GUCACUAUUUAUCUGGGCGCGGGGAGUCGGCACGGUGGCAGCGAGCGGUCCGUCCGAGCCUCUCGGUAAUUCGCUGUGGUCAGGGCGCGCAGUCGAGGAUAGAACGUUUACUUCAUCAAAUAUGAUUUGUAUCCUCCGUUUUAUCCCCAGAAAGGAUAAUAUGCAAGACCAAGACAAUAGAAGCAUGUGUCUAUAGCCUUGGUGUACUUUUGGGACUCCUCCUUUCACCAGCUGCAGGCCUAAUUUUAGUCAACACCAUUCAAGACUUGCUCUUGCUGGAUUCGUCAUUAUCUGCCUACAUUGUUACAUAAGUUACUUUGCAGAAUUUUCUUAAAGCUGGAUCCAGAGUUCCUGAAAAAUAAAAGUGCCUUCGCUUUUUGAAAUCUAUUCCUUAAUUUCAGAAACAGCAGUAUUAAGUUUCCCUGCCCAGAAAGAAAAGAAAAUGAUCCCUAAUGGGUAUUUAGUUUUUGAAGAUGAGAAUUUCAUUGAAUCAUCUGUGGCCAAACUCAAUGCUCUAAGAAAAAGUGGACAGUUCUGUGAUGUGAGACUGCAGGUCUGUGGACAUGAGAUGCUGGCUCAUAGAGCUGUCCUUGCUUGCUGCAGCCCUUAUUUGUUUGAAAUUUUCAACAAUGAUAGUGAUCCCCAUGGAUUUUCUCAUGUGAAAUUUGAUGACCUCAAUCCAGCUGCAGUUGAGGUGUUAAUGAAUUAUGCCUACACUGCACAACUAAAAGCAGACAAAGAACUUGUAAAAGAUGUAUAUUCGGCUGCCAAAAAAUUGAAGAUGGACCGGGUGAGACAGGUCUGUGGUGAUUAUAUACUAUCCAGGAUGGAUGUCCAGAACUGUAUUUCUUAUCGAAAUUUUGCCAGUCAGAUGGGAGAUUCCCGGUUGUUGAGUCAAAUUGACAGUUGCAUUCAAGAGAACUUGUUGGAGAUUUCUGAACAGGAAGAAUUUUUAAAACUUCCACGAUUAAAGUUGGAGGUGAUAUUAGAAGAAAAUGUAUGCUUGCCAAGUAAUGGUAAAGUUUACACAAAGGUAAUCAACUGGGUGCAGCGUAGUGUCUGGGAGAAUGGAAAGAAUCUGGAAGAUCUGAUGGAAGAGGUUCAAACCUUGUACUACUCUGCUGAUCACAAACUGCUUGAUGGGAGCGUACUAGAUGGACAGGCUGAAGUGUUUGGCAUUGAUGAUGACCACAUUCAGUUUGUACAGAAGAAAUCUCCGCGGGAGAGCAAUCACCGGCACAUAUACAGCAGCACUUCUGGAAAUCUGUCUACUCAAGUGCAAACAAACAAACAUGAGUGGAAAAUCAUUGCCUCAGAGAAAACGUCAAGCACUACUUAUCUAUGCUUGGCUGUUCUAAAUGGUGUACUGUGUGUCAUCUUUCUUCAUGGCCGCAACAGUCCCCACAGUUCACCUGCCACCACUCCAUGUCUAAUAAAGAGUGUAAGUUUAGAGAUUCAGGCUGAAGAUGAUAAACUCCUGUCUCCCAUGCAGUACGCUCGCUCUGGUCUAGGAACAGCAGAGCUGAAUGGCAAGCUAAUUGUUGCUGGUGGCUAUAACCGUGAGGAAUGCUUGCGAACAGUUGAGUGUUAUGAUCCUGCAACCGAUGGAUGGACUUUUAUUGCUCCAAUGAGGACACCACGGGCACGGUUUCAGAUGGCAGUGCUAAUGGGUCAACUGUAUGUAGCCGGAGGAUCUAAUGGCCACUCAGAUGAACUUUGCUGUGGUGAAACUUAUAAUCCAAGUACUUGUGAUUGGACUCCGGUGCCUGAGCUUCGUACUAAUCGUUGUAAUUCAGGUGUAUGUUCACUGAAUGGAAAACUGUAUAUUGUUGGUGGUUCCGAUCCAUAUGGACAGAAAGGAUUAAAGAAUUGCGAUGCUUUUGAUCCAGUCUCAAAAAUCUGGACAAAUUGUGCUGCUCUGAAUACACGUAGACAUCAGGCUGCUGUAUGUGAACUGGAUGGUUACCUAUAUGUGGUUGGAGGUGCAGAAUCUUGGAAUUGCCUGAAUACUGUGGAAUGUUACAACCCUGAGAACAACACUUGGACAAUGGUUUCACCCAUGAAUAUGGCUCGCCGUGGAGCAGGAGUAGCUGUUCAUGAUGGAAAAGUAUUUGCUGUUGGGGGUUUCGAUGGAACCCAUGCACUCUGUUGUGUUGAGAUGUAUGAUCCUACCAAAAAUGAGUGGAAGAUGAUGGGAAGUAUGACAUCAGCAAGGAGUAAUGCUGGAGUUGCUGUAGUAAAUGGACUCCUUUAUGCUGUGGGAGGCUUCGAUGGCAAUGAGUUUCUGAACAACCUGGAAGUAUAUGAUCCAGAAACCAAUGAAUGGAGCCCAUGCACCAAAACAAAUAUGCCCAGUUUAUAAAAUUUUGCAUUUUCUCAGCAGCUUGAGUUUAGUGAUUUGUGUUACACUUUUUUUUUUGCAGGGAUUAUAAUGGGAGGAGACUGUUUAUGGUUGGAUAUAGGUUUCUAGAACAACUUGAAGCAUGAAGUCUGGAUUUUUAUGGUAACAUAAAACCUUUUUUGGGUUUGCUUAUAAUUAAUUUGAGCUGUACAUACUAUUAUCCCAAGAUGUAGGUAUGUUUGUGUAUUCCUAGUGGGUUAUUUUGGUUAACUGCAAACCUGAUGUGCAGGAGGUUUUUGUUUCAAAAUUUGGAAAAUAGGAAAAGUGUUUAUUCAAUGGAGCUUCCCCAAAAUUUUGUUUUGCAUUGUUUGCACACGAUCUCAUCAUGAAGUUCUGGUUUAAAGACAUACAAUGGUAAUCUUGGGGUUUGUAGUGGAAGGGGUGUGACAAGAAUGGCAAGCAGGAUCAUAUUUCCUAUCUUCCAGUUUGUUUUUAAAUCCUUCCUUGGGGUUUAAACAAGUCAUGGAUAAGCUGACCAGCCUGCAGUUAGAGCAUUUUUUUUGGGUUCAAUGUUUUAUCAUCUUUUAUAAACAAUUUUUAUACUUGGAUGAAUAUACAGUAGAACAAGAUUGUUUGGAAGCAUUAAACUAAAAGCUUACAAUUAGAAUUUGAAGUGCCAGAGUGGGACAUACACAAUUCUAGAAAGAGCUUUCAAUGUUUGCCUCUGCUAUAACUUAUUGUACUACUCUAAAUGCUCGAACUUGACAAGGGAUUUCAAAUGUGUACUUGUAUUAGGAUGGAUUAGUGAAGGAUUAAGGAGCACCUUUGUGAGAAUCAAAUGUUACAAACUAUGUAGCUAACAAUCCUAAAACAAUAGAUGACAUAGGCAAUUAAAUAUUUGAACUCUUAA
Molecule: messenger RNA, 3251 nt
Organism: Hypanus sabinus (Atlantic stingray)
Lineage: Eukaryota; Metazoa; Chordata; Chondrichthyes; Myliobatiformes; Dasyatidae
Gene: ivns1abpa
Product: influenza virus NS1A binding protein a
Exons: 15
Coding region: 443-2362 (639 amino acids)
Molecular function (GO): protein binding
Source: RefSeq, a predicted model, not a curated record